This is a messenger RNA of Peromyscus maniculatus bairdii (prairie deer mouse), 3487 nucleotides long. Lineage: Eukaryota; Metazoa; Chordata; Mammalia; Rodentia; Cricetidae. The record is from RefSeq and is a predicted model, not a curated record.
GGAGGUGUCCAAGAGACACGUCUUUUGAGGGGAGGGGAUGUUUCCUCGAGUAGGAUGGACGAUGUUGGGAGGCAAGGGAAACUAGAGAUUUUAGACCAACAGCGGAUCUCUAUCUGGGGGGUGAGGGUCUCCACCCUAGAAGCAGAACCGCUGAGCUCACGGGAUGCUAGAUUGUCCGCAACGCUUCCGCCACAUCUACCCCAGGGGGGAUGCCCCGAAUCUGGGCUACCUGAGGAGGGCCGAGCUCGGAUCCUCCCAGGAGCCAUACCUUCCCCAUACACGCCCUCCCACGACCGCUACCAGCUCUGAGGCCACAAGGCGCCGCUGCCAGCCAGGCGCUGCUCCCACGCGCGGGCCGCUGCCCUUGGCCUCGGGUCCCGCAGGCAGGGCCGGUCCCUAGCCCCCGCGCCCCGCCCGCCGCCGGGCUCCAGAUGGCCGCUCCUUGCGCUCGGCUGGCGAGCCCCCCGACACCGCCCCGCAGCAGCCGGCAGUCGCUCCCUCCCAGCUGCUGCUGAAGAGCCCAGCCCAGACCCGAGAGCCUCGGCGGGGAUCCGGGCGGGACCACGGUGUGCCGGAGCGCGGGACUUGAGAAGUCCGCUGGCCGGGACUGAGCGCCCCGCAUUCCGCAGUCUAUGAUGAUUGGCACCCGGCCCUUCCUCCAGCCCCAGCUUAAUUCUAGCCGGGGAUUCUGCCUCAUCAGGACUGGCGACCUUCUGGAGGAGGUGAAAAGAAAAGACUCCGGAGAUGUGAACUUCUAGGAAAUUCCCUACUUUUCUCCAAUGCCCAUUCUUCCCUGGCGGCAGGAAUGGAAAGCCUACCAGAGAGAAACAGCCCCAGAGCCCCCUCCCCGCUGCCCAGUCAUUGUGUUGUGGCCCCUGCAGAAUGAGUAAACUCUCCCUCUGUCAAAGACCUCAAGUCAUUAGCAUCAGCUGCUGCUCUAAAGGACAAGCCAGCGCCUCUAAGUGGCUUAGCGCACCAACGAGGCUCCGGAGACAGCCUCACUCCUGCGACUCCAUCCACUCGUCCAUCAGCGGUUGGAUAUGAAAAGCUCUUGAGAGCCCGUCUCAGACCUACAAGACUGACAUCGACACCUCUUGACAUGGAGAUAACACUAAUGUAAUAGGCAGAAAGGAACACUGGGGUGCACCCUCUCGGUUCCAGGUGGCCCUAUUUGGGAGACUCGGUCCUGACCUUAUUUCUGUGAUGGAGGAUUCAGGCAUCCAGAGAGGCAUCUGGGAUGGAGAUGCCAAAGCUGUUCAACAAUGUCUGACAGAUAUUUUUACCAGUGUAUAUACAACCUGCGACAUCCCAGAAAAUGCCAUAUUCGGUCCCUGUGUUCUGAGCCAUACUUCCCUGUAUGACAGCAUAGCCUUCAUAGCCCUCAAGUCCACGGACAAGAGAACAGUACCUUAUAUCUUUCGGGUAGACACUUCGGCGGCAAAUGGUUCCUCAGAAGGUCUCAUGUGGCUGCGGCUGGUCCAAUCAGCCAGAGAUAAAGAAGAACAGAAUCUCGAAGCUUACAUAAAAAACGGACAGCUGUUCUACCGCUCUCUCCGCAGGAUUGCCAAAGACGAGGAAUUGUUAGUUUGGUACGGGAAAGAACUGACUGAGUUACUCUUGCUCUACUCCUCUAGAUCCCACAAAAUGAACGCAGGGUCGUCCCCUUACACAUGCCUGGAAUGCAGCCAACGUUUCCAGUUUGAGUUCCCCUACGUGGCGCAUCUGCGAUUCCGCUGCCCCAAGAGACUUCACAGCGCUGAUGCGAAUCCCCAAGACCAGCAAAGUGGCGGCGUGGGCACCAAGGACCACGGCGGCGGCGGUGGCAAAGAACAGCAGCAGCAACAACAACAGCAGCAGCAGCAGCAACAGGAGGCGCCCUUGGUCCCAGGCCCCAAAUUCUGCAAAGCCGGACCCAUGCACCACUACCCGGCUCCGUCCCCGGAGACUAGCAACCCACCCGCAGCCGCAGGUGCCGGCAGCGCCAAGCCGUCCACGGACUUCCACAACCUGGCUCGGGAACUCGAAAACUCCCGGGGAGGCAGCAGCUGUUCGGCGGCCCCGAGCGUCGGCGGGAGCCGCACCGGCCACCAGGAGGCGGAGCUGAGUCCCGACGGCGUCGCCGCGGGCGGCUGCAAAGGGAAGAGGAGGUUCCCGGAGGAGGCGGCCGCGGAGGGCAGCGGCGCGGGGCUGGCGGGUGGCCGUGCGCGCUUCUCCGAGCGGCCGCUGGCGACCUCCAAGGAGGAGCUGGUGUGCACGCCGCAGCAGUACCGCGCCGCGGGCAGCUACUUCGGCCUGGAGGAGAACGGCCGGCUCUUCGCGCCGCCCAGCCCCGAGACCGGAGAGGCGAAGCGCAGCGCCUUCGUGGAGGUGAAGAAGGCGGGCCGCGCGGCGGGCUUGCAGGCGGCCGCGGCGGCGGCGGCGGCCGCGGGGCCCCUGCAGCUGCAGUUGCCCUCGGCGCUCACGCUGCUGCCGCCCUCCUUCACCUCGCUCUGUCUGCCCGCGCAGAACUGGUGCGCCAAGUGCAACGCCUCCUUCCGCAUGACCUCCGACCUGGUGUACCACAUGCGGUCUCAUCACAAAAAGGAGUAUGCCAUGGAGCCCCUGGUGAAGCGGCGACGGGAGGAGAAGCUGAAGUGCCCCAUUUGCAACGAGUCCUUCAGGGAGCGUCACCACCUUUCCAGGCACAUGACCUCGCAUAACUGAUGCGGAAAGGACCCCGGCUUUCCAGGCGCGUGCACGCACCGUCAAGUCACCGGCAGGAACAGACACGCGAGGACGUCCACCACUUCCUAAUUCCCCCAAAACACUGCAACCAAACAUGUGCACCAUACAGGUCCCUCCCCUGGACAGGAGCCUCAUCAUCCAAAUGUUUAACAUGUUUAACGUGGGACACACACACACACACACACACACACACACACACACACACACACUCUGGACAGGAUGGUGGAUUUUGGAUUGGGUGGGUUGUUUGAGGGGUUUUCUUUUGAAUGCACGGAUUUUCACUUUCCCAAAAACAAAGGUACAUUUAAAAAAAAGUCAUAUAUUGCAACAUAUUGAUGCAUUUGUCAUACGUUUCUACUUAAAUUAUUAAGCACUUAUGGUUUAGAUGUAAUAAUUAUAUGUAAGGACAAAAUUUAUUUUAGAUAUAAAGUAAUGGAGGAAGGUGAGAUGCUUUCUGCAUUUCCGGAUGACAGCUGUGUUCUUACAAAAAAUAAACAAAAUGAAUAAAAAGGGGUUCACCAUUCAAUUGAAGUUUCCAGGGGGAAGUGCAUGUAUCACGAAAUGAUUAUGGACUUCAAUGAAGAAUGUCAUCGAUUAUGUAAAUAUGUAUUUCCUUUUAAUACAAAGUGUAAUUUUGUGCCAGUGAAAUGGAGUCUGAAUAGUUAUGUGUUUCUUUUAUCCCUAAAAAGAUUUAUUAAACUUUAUAGUUUAUCCAGGUAUGUUGGAUGCUUUGACAAUAAAUAACUAUUUUCUUCAAAGCAAA